Trichoplusia ni (cabbage looper) is the source of this 4181-nucleotide messenger RNA. RefSeq names its product cytokine receptor (gene dome). Lineage: Eukaryota; Metazoa; Arthropoda; Insecta; Lepidoptera; Noctuidae. Gene Ontology annotation, molecular function: protein binding. The transcript has a single exon. Bases 294 to 4064 code for a protein of 1256 amino acids. The record is from RefSeq and is a predicted model, not a curated record.
AGCUAAGUACUGUAUUGUAACAAAAUUUCAAUACAGAACAAAUAGACGAAUCGUGGUCCCGAAGACACAACUUUCAUUAACUGCUAGGUCCCGGGUAACAGUAGCAUAAGAUAAAUAAAUGUUGUAUGCGUGUAGUGACGGUGCUCAGUCAGUGUGUGUCAUCGAGUUGGGAUCAUCGGUGCGCCAUUUAGCUCGCGAGAUAAAAAAAACAAGGAAUGUGUCCAUCGCCGCGUUCGUUUUAGUUAGAUCUAGUGCACCAGUUCGUAAUGGAGUGACAGAUUAACGCAUCAGUUAUGGAAAAUACGCGAAGAAGCAAGUGCAAAGGGUUCCGAAGGGGACCCGAGUUCGGACUAUGGAUGUGGUGUAUCGUAAUCAAGUGCUUGAUUAGUUUACCGUGCAUAUUCUCAAGAUGUCAAGGAGUGGACAUCUCAGUCGCCGUGUACCCCGAGGGUAUGAUCAAACUUCUGUAUGGUCAGCCACUGGAGAUUUUCUGUGUAGCCGAAAAAGAUACUGCUGAUAACUUGGAGUUUGUUCUCGGAGGAAACCAUAUAGACUCUGAAGUAGUGAACCGUACCACUAGAAGGCUCUACAUAGAACAUUUGGAGAAAGAAGUUUACACAUAUUAUUGCAGGAACAAUGUGACAAACAAACAGUGUACCAGCAGGGUCCUAGUAGACCUGCCACCCUCCGAUGUCACUGACUUCGGUUGCAUCUCAAAGAACCUUGAUGAGUUGAACUGUACAUGGACCUCACCUGACAGCUUCAGUAUAACAAACUAUACACUAACAUACAUAAUCAAUGGGAAUGCUGUUGAUCCCUGUGUGGCUAGGAGAAACCAUAAAUCAAGGUCCUGCUCAUGGAAUGCUGUCAGUCAGCCUAGGUACAAGCAAAUGGAGGAUCGAUUUUAUUUCCAUUUGAGAUCAUGUAAUUAUUUUGGGUGCAAUAACCAAAGCUUUAUUAUUGACCACUUUUCAAUUGUGAAGCCGGACCCGCCAGAGCAAAUUAAAGUACAACAUGUUGACCCCCAUAGUGUGCUACUCCAAUGGAAGACCCCAAACAAUAUGUUUGACUUUCUCCCUAAAACAGUGGGGAUAGUGCAUAGAAUAGAAUACCAGAUUGCUAAGAUUGAUAAUAUGUCAUACUUUCGCAGUGUCAAUGUGACAAAUCUACCUGCAAAGGCCAAAACAUACACAUAUUUGCUGUCUAAUCUCCCGUAUGCUCAUAUGUCCUAUGAGGUCAGAAUAUACAUUAAAUCUCAAUUAGCCACAGAAGACAAGUUUUGGUCUGACUUUAAUUUUGUACUAUUCACAACUGUUAGUGAAAGACCACAGCGACCGCCAGACACAAUUGCAGGAGCAUUCAACCAAGCCUUGUAUGAAAACAAGAGACUGAUAUAUGUGUACUGGAAGCAGCUUGAAGAAUAUGAAGAGGCAGGUGCAAACUUUACUUAUAAAGUUAUAGUGGCACUACCAGGUACUAAAAAUCCUCGAAUUUUAUUCCCUGACAAAAACAAAAGCCUGAGUUAUGUGACACUGACUGAUGAUACAUUUGAGGCCAUUGAUGUUUCCAUCUUUUCAUUCAAUGCAAUGGGAUCAUCUGUGAACAGCAGCCAUCUUUACAUUCCAUCCAAGUUAGAUACAGAAGCAUUGAAUGUACCGUCCUUUACUAAACUUGCAUAUGAAAAUGGCACCUAUAAAUUGUCAUGGGUAGGCAUUAAAAAAAUUGAUAAUUACACUCUGUUUUGGUGUCAGCAUAACUCCACACAGAUUUGUGCAGGACGCAUGAAUUUCACUGUGUUAGAUCCAAACAAGAACACCCAUGUAAUUGAUUUACCUAGAGACAGCAGAUAUCAGUUUGCUAUAUCAGCUAAUAAUGGAACUAAAACAAGUGGAAUGACUUGGGCUUCUUGUGACAUAUCCAAAGAUGGCAUACCAAUGUAUGGGUUUCCUGUAAAAGUAAAUCAUGAUGUUCCAGGAAAGUCAUUUGUAAAAAUAACUUGGACUAUGUCCUGUACUCUGCAGGAAGGUAUCAUUACAGGAUAUCUUAUAACCUACUGUCCUGUUAUAAAUACCAGCAAUGUUUGUGAUACGACUUUUGAGAACAAGUCUACUUAUUAUGUUUCCAACCCCAAACAGAUGGAAGUAAACAUAACUGAUCUAAAACCAUAUACAACAUAUCAGUUUACAUUGGCUCUAAACACAACCUAUGGAUUAAAAACAAUAGAAAAUGCAUCUACUGGAGUGACUACCAUUGAAGACACACCAACAAGUCCUAGAAAUGUGGUUAUUUCUGAAGUUCAAAAUGAUUCAUUAGUAAUUUCAUGGGAUCCUCCAAUUCAUAAAAAUGGAAUUAUAGGAAAAUAUGUAAUUAAUAAUUAUGGGGCAGAAUGGAAAGUUGAGAAAGUGGCUGAUAAGGAUAAAAAUAUUACAAGGAGACAUGUUAAGCUAACUGGUCUUCAGGGAUUUACUAAUUAUUCAUUUAGUGUUCAGGCUUGUAAUUCAGCUAUAAGAAGUUGUUCCAAACCUAGUCCUCAUGAUGGUAUCUUUGUAAGAACAAGAAUUGGCCCUCCAAGCAAAUUGAAAGCUCCUUCUUUAAAAAACAAUCCAGAUAUCAUAAAAUGGGAACCGCCGGAGAAGCCAGGAGGCACUGUUGAUCUUUACGAAAUAAAGAGAGUUAAAGAUGAUAAUGUUGAGGUGGAAAUUCUUAAUACUACUAACCUACAAUACUCUUUAGUUCACUGUGAAGGAGUUGAUGUUGGAGAAACUUAUCAGGUCAGAGCUGUUAACUUUGAUGAAGACCCUUAUUACGGCGUACUAGCAGACAAAAUGGAAGUAGUUUUGCCGAAAAAACAUAGCGGCCUUUUAAAAUACCCAGGCGAAUGGAGCGAUCCGAGCACCAUGGCUUGCGGGAGCAGAGAAAGCCUCGCAAUGACUCUCAUAUUCUCGGGAGUAAUGGCAUUAAUAGGUAUUGUUUAUGGCUCUAUAAGACUGCUGAAAUGGUACAGAAACCGUUUAAACAUAAAACCUGUCCUACCAGUUGGCUUAGGAAUUCCAGAAAAAGAUAUUUCAAAGUACGCCUUUGGCGGGUGGAAUCCUAAUAACAAAGAUGACAAACCGUCGUCUGACGAAAUGUUACUGCUUCCUAACAGUAGAACGACUUUGUCGACUCCGGAGACCAAACAGAACACUGAAAACAACUGUGGAUCCAGUGACCACACGGACAGCACUGCCCUGUCAGACACCUCACGGGGUCCUGUCGAGAGGCAAGCCUCUACGUCAGAUGACGGCUCUGCCUCAUCAUUACAUUUAGAAGUCGAGGCUGAAAGGCCUGACGAAAACAAUGCCACUAAUGAUGAAGAUUCCUCUAACUCAGAAACUGAGAACUCUAAAGAGAAUUCGCCAUACUUUAGUGAUCAAGCUUUUAAGAAGAAUCCGAGUGGCUAUGUGCAUCCUGUUGUGAACACGAUCAGCGGUUAUGUACAGUCGGCACCCGCGCCGCAAAAAAGUCCUGCGAAACCGGCGGCGCAGCCUGCUAGCUCUAGUUACGUCAUGGCUUCUUUAACACCGCCGAUAUUCACAACAGGUGUUGUACAGCCCAGCAUACCCAGUCAGCCGCCAGCUUCUUCAGCUUACGUGCGUCCUGAAGACGCGCAAGCCAAGUCUAUCAUGAACCUCCCUAAGUUAGGACCGUCGCCCACCAAAGUAUUCGGGUCGGAAAGCUUGCCGACGAUGCCUACCUUGCCACAGCCUGUAAAGCACAACGCCGACAGCAGCUAUAUUCAGCUGCAGUCAUUAGACGCCUUGCCUAGUCAUAAGCAACCUGUGCGAAACAAUUUGCCAUUAAAGCCACCAGCGUCGAGUGGCUACGUGAGUCCUGGAGACGCGGUCAUCAACAAACACCUGAACAACAUGUUGUCGGGUGGCCAGCUCGAGGAGUCGGCUAUCUUAGACCCGACUAUGUCGCCAGACGCGUACUGCCGAUUCUCUUGGAGCACCGAUCCCGCUAACGAUAACCUACAUUCGUUGCUUGCCGACUCUCAUACGUUAAAUUCAUCUAAAAACUAAACUACGUAUUAUAAGUGACACAUUACUGAAAAAAUAAACUUUUAGUGACUGAAUUGUAAAUAAUGAACAUUAGAAGCUUUACGAAGUGCUAUAAAGUUAUUGGACAUAAUAUAAUUA